CCAUCAGGCAAGCAGCCAUGAGCGACAGAGACCGAUCUCAAAGCCCCAGGCGCGACAGACGCUCAGCUUCUCCUCGCAGAGAUGACGAAGACCGGGACGAACGCAUGCCAGACAGGGAUGCAGGACGAGACCACAGCGAGCGUCGCCACACGACGGAGAACCCAGGAACCAACUUGUUUGUGACGGGUAUUGCCACGCGUAUCGAUGAGACUGAACUGCGUGAAAUCUUUUCACAGUUUGGUCAAGUGGAGUCCGUACAAAUCAUGGCGGACCCACACACAAAGGAAUCGCGUGGUUUUGGAUUCGUUUCCAUGGCCACUGCAGAUGAAGCUGAAGCUGCGCGGGAUGGUUUAUCUGGUCAGGAAAAGCAAGGACGUGUGAUGAGUGUUGAGAAGGCACGUCGAGCACGUCCACGCACACCCACACCUGGUAAGUAUUUUGGUCCUCCUAAACGUGAAGAACGACGUGGUCCACCCGGUCGCAGUGGUGGCGGAUAUCGAGACCGUUACGAUGACCGACGUGGCGGCGAUUAUCGCGGUGGCGGUGGUCGUGGUCGAGACUACGACUCGCGCGACCGCUACGAUGAUCGACGCGGUGGGGAUUCUCGUGGUCGUCGAGACUAUGAUGAUCGUCGCUACGAUGAUUACCCACCUCGACGCUCCUAUGGUGGUGGUUCGAGGGACCGUGACUCGUACUCUUCACGACCUAGGGAUGAAUACCGCGAUGACUAUGCACGCAGCUCGCGUGACGAUCGCGACAGGUACGAACGACGAUAGACGACGCCUCUUCCCUCUCUCGAUUCAAUCGACAGCUAUUUUGCAAGUACAGUGGAAUACUUCCUCUUCCUUCGAUAAUCAGCUUUUUCGACCAUACCGACAGUUCUCAGUCUCGCCAAUCCCAUACGCCUCAGCCUUCCAUUUACUUUCGGUGACAUUUUGACUCUGUAACUUCGUCCUUCACCCUCAAUCUAUCGCCAGUGCAUAAUCGCUGCUAUCUUGUUCGCCAUCCACAGUGCAACAAGGCUGAUCAGUCAACUUUCCACUCGAAGCACACAUCACAGGUAAAGUCAUGUCACUCACUAACAGUAGGAACCAGAAAGGAUGGCAUAAGGCGAACAGCAUCAUACUACGGAGAUUCUCUUCUCUUUAAUUGCAGUAGUUGGAUAACCACCUGAUACCACUGUCUUGUUAGCCAUGUAUGAUUCUUGUAGAAGCAGACUUACUCUCCG
Molecule: messenger RNA, 1228 nt
Organism: Protomyces lactucae-debilis
Lineage: Eukaryota; Fungi; Ascomycota; Taphrinomycetes; Taphrinales; Protomycetaceae
Exons: 2
Coding region: 18-776 (252 amino acids)
Molecular function (GO): RNA binding
Source: RefSeq, a predicted model, not a curated record